Molecule: messenger RNA, 813 nt
Organism: Malus domestica (apple)
Lineage: Eukaryota; Viridiplantae; Streptophyta; Magnoliopsida; Rosales; Rosaceae
Source: RefSeq, a predicted model, not a curated record
AUGGCCUCGAAUGAGAGUAGAUCCUUGGUUUCAGGACUAAUAGAUCCUUUAUCUCAAACAAAUAAAAGGAAUGCUCCAAAGGGUAGAAGAAUUCGCCGUUGUAGAAGUGCUCCUCUUUCAGAGUAUAUAAGGUUAGAGGCAGGCUUUGCCUCAGGUCCACGUACUGAAUCCUUCUGUGGAAAUAUACACCCAAACUUUCUCUUUGUAGCUGCAUUCUUGACUGUCUACUUAGGCAUAGGAACUUUAUGUUUCUACCUCGUCAGGCACCAGCUCAAGGGAGAGAAGACAAAUGGACUUCUUGAUGCUGUUUAUUUCUGUAUUGUGACAAUGACCACUGUCGGAUAUGGAGACCUUGUACCAAACAGUGUUCUUUCAAAACUACUGGCUUGUGCUUUCGUCUUUUCAGGAAUGGCUCUCGUUGGGAUGAUCUUGAGCAAAGCAGCUGACUAUUUGGUAGAGAAGCAGGAAUUAUUGCUUGUUAAAGCCUUACAUAUGAGUAAAAAAGUUGGGCAUUUUGAAAUUCUUAAAGAUAUUGAGACUAACAGUCUGAGAACCAACUACCCACUGUGGUUGGCUCAAAUACUCCCUAUCCUAAAAAGUAGGGACCUGAUGGGAUAUGUUGAUGGCACGCUGGUGUGUCCUCCAAAGAAUGUGACUGGUGCAACCACUCUGAACCCAUCGUACACUGCCUGGGUACAACAGGAUCAAAUGAUCCUCAGUUGGAUAAAUGGUUCUCUAACUGCCUCUGUCUUGUUUGUGAUGGCAAGCAAACGAACUGCUCGAGCAACCUGGGAAGCUCUUGAGCAAAGCUGA